Messenger RNA from Lates calcarifer (barramundi perch), 5553 nucleotides. It is a transcript of the gene crim1, whose product is annotated as cysteine rich transmembrane BMP regulator 1 (chordin-like). The record is from RefSeq and is a predicted model, not a curated record. NCBI's taxonomy places the organism in Eukaryota, Metazoa, Chordata, Actinopteri, Centropomidae. Gene Ontology annotation, cellular component: extracellular region. Gene Ontology annotation, molecular function: serine-type endopeptidase inhibitor activity; protein binding.
AUUAGGGUUCAGAUUGCGUUCUCGUGUGUGGCUGUCAGCAGCAGCAGCAGCAGCGAGCCUCAGUGAGCCUCAGUGGACGUCCGUAGCCUCGAUCUACAGGAUUUCUGCAUGCGUACGCUUGGGACGUGCGUCUACCUGCUUACACUGAACCUUUGCCUGUGGAUACUGCUGCCACUUAAGACGCAUCCGCACACUUCAGUCUCGUGGUAUUUUCUGCCUUUGAAGCGAGCUGCUGUGUAAUAAACAGCACGCCCGAGGGGAAGACUCAUCACUAAACUUUAAAGAAGACUUUGCAACUUUGCCAACACCCAGUAGUGUGCAUCGCUGUGAGUUCAUGUGGCUUAUCAUUUGACAGAAGCGGACCAUUUUCUCUGGGGAAACUUAAACAGAAAGCUUUUUUUAAUUAAAAAAACAUGUUCAGCAAGUGCUCCGUUGUGUUAUUGAACGUCCUCUUUCUGGUGCGGGCGCUCUCGGCUCACGAGUGCACGCCGUGUAACCUCCGGACUUGUCCGGUCAAAGCCCCUCACGGCUGCGAGGGUGGCCGGACCUUGGCCAGGGAUCCGUGCGGAUGCUGUGAUCAGUGCACCCGGCUGGAGUGGGAGCCCUGCGGCGGACAAGACUGGACGCACGGCUACUGUGCCCUGGGGCUGACCUGCGCCUCUGUCAACAAAACCGGAGCUGCCACAAUCCCUGAAAUUGGAGUAUGUAAAGUGCUCCCUGACCGUCCAGAGGCAGGCCUUGAAGACGAGCGCUGUCCCCUAAUGACAGGCUGCGACAGAGCUGGAGGACAGUGUGUGUGCGACGCCCGUCACUCCUGCUUGGGCUCUUUCAUAUACCCGGACCAAGAAACCUGCAUGAAGGCCAGCAAGACAGAGGGUCGGAGGCACGAGCACCGGGAAAGACACCGAGAGAAGUAUGUGGGGCCAUCCAAUCCGGCCUGCAUGUUCUCUGGGUGUAACCUGACCGCUGAGGGCUGCGUGUGUGAGUCUCAGAGCUGCCACCACCACUUCGCCUACAUCAACCGCAGCCAGUGCCAGGAAGCCGCAGAGGAGCUGAGGUGUGCCGGGGUGACGUGUCCCACUCUGCAGGUGCCCUCCUGCCCCCACGAUUCAGUCCUGACAAAGAGCUACACUCCCCCUGCUGGCUGCUGUCCCUCUGUACCUCCCCAGUGCACUUGCGACCUUCGUGCCUGCCACAAGCCCCAGUGCCCGAGCGGACAGCGGGCCGUGUCGCUCAGCCAGGCCAGCGGUCAGCCAGGAGACUGCUGUGAUAUCUUUGAGUGCCAGAAAGCCUCUCCCAAAUGCGUCCACAAUGGGAAGGAGUUCUCAGAGGGAGAGGUGUACCGCAUGGACCCCUGCUGGCUGUGUCAGUGCAGAGGAGGAAUCUCCUUCUGCUCCAAGGCAGAGUGCGCUGAGCUGGACUGUGAAAACUUCUACAUUCCUGAGGGCGAGUGUUGCCCCGUCUGCAUAGACGUGGAGUUACUGUCCAUGGACAGCACUAAGGCCAGUUGCUGGGUGAAUAAUAAGCUGCGAGCUCAUGAGGAGCAGUGGAAAGAGGACGACUGCACCUUCUGCCAGUGUGUGGAUGGAGAACCUCACUGCACAGCCAUGGCCUGCAAGCAGAGCUGCCAAAACCCAGUCAAGAUUCCCGGAGAGUGCUGCCCCUUCUGUGAAGAGCCUUCUUAUGAAACAGUUAGCCCCAUGCUGUGUCCUCCCCUGGAAAACUGCUCCCUGUCUGGGAGCGACUGCCCCUAUGGCUUCCAGCAAGACAAAAAUGGCUGCCUACUCUGCCAGUGUCUCAACAAUGACUCCUGCCCCGAUCUGGGAAAAUACUGUUCCCUGCAAUGCCCAAUGGGAUACGAGAGGGACGACUUUGGCUGUGAGGUGUGCGAGUGCAGCAUCCCCACGCCCAAGUGCCGACCUCUGACCUGCACUAAGACCUGCCCUUAUGGAUAUGUGAGGAACAAGCACGGCUGUGAGAUGUGCCGCUGCGUCAAGUGUCCGCCCUUCACCUGUGACAAGCACUGCAGCGACGGCUACCGACAGAACCGGAAAGGCUGCUCCAUCUGCAUGUGUAAAGUCGGCCAUGUCCCAAGCACCACUUCCCCGGUCCCAGUGCCUAACUAUUGCCUCACCUCCAACGGGCACCGAUAUGAGGAAGGUGACAGCUGGCAUGAUGGCUGUCGCGACUGCUACUGCCACUCUGGUCGAGAGAUGUGUGUGCUCAUUUCCUGCCCCAUGCCCAGCUGUUCUCAUCCAGUUGUCAGGCCUGACCAGUGUUGUCCUACAUGUGAGGAUGAGUCAGGCAGCGGUCAGCCAGAGGGGAUGGACAUGGUGGUGUGCAGAGCCCCUGGGGGGGAAUUUUAUGUGGAGGGGGAGACCUGGAACCUGGACGAAUGCACACGCUGCACCUGCCGGAAGGGACGGGUCCUGUGCGACACUGAAGUGUGUCCCCCGGCUCUCUGCCAGACACCAAUCAGGAACAAGGACACCUGUUGCCACGUGUGCCCAGAGGAGACUCUGAGCCCCUUGCUGCCAGUGAACAACAGCCAGGAGUACUGCAUAACCAGCGAUGGGGACGUGCUGCUGGCUGGAGACUCCUGGAAGGCGAACGCCUGCACCAGCUGCACCUGCAACAACGGCACCAUUCAGUGUUUCUCUCAGCGCUGUCCGGCUGCCAACUGCAGGGUGCCCGUCUUACGCAAGGGCCAGUGCUGCCCACACUGUCUAGAAAUUACAACAUCGGUGCCGGUGAUGGUGUCAACCCGUGCCCCCAAGACGACUGUUACUGCGACAGUGGAGAGCACAGUGUGGCUCACCACGGUCACUGUAACACCCAUCAUCGCUGAUACAGACGAGCCAGGUUUGGGUGAGAAUUACCCCAGCCAGACGGAGAUGGCCCUCAUCUACCAAUCGGCCGCCUGGAUCCUGGCAGGUCUCCUCCUGGCCAUCAUUAUCUUCCUCAUCGUGGCGUUGCUCAUCAACAAGAAGAAGAAGUGGGUGCAGAUGUCUUGCUACAGUGCGCCAAAGAAGACGGUAAUCCUAAAGAAGCAUGUAAACAAGAACUCAGUGGUCUACAUGGAGCCAUCCAAGGAGAACAAAUUUCAGAAUGUGAAGAACGACUGCGGCAUCAUCCACUUCUCUCCAGAAAUGAGCUCUCCCUGUGCGGACAAGAUGACCAUCCCCAGGGCCAAACUGAGCAUGGGCAACAACUGGACAUCGCACUAAAAAAAAAAAAAAAAUCCAACAAAAUAAAACACACCACUCAGACUCUGCAGAUCAGAGCUGUCCGACACCUCCCACUCUCUCUGUACUGCUGUAUCCAAGGUGAUUAACUGUGCGCACCUCGGGCACUGCCACGUUCCCACCCCUUUUUCUCCGUGUGUGACAGUAAAACCAAGGAUGCUCUACAAGAGACAAAAGCAAGUGACCUCUGUUUCUUAUAUCAUGUGACCGUAUUCUUCUGUGUUUGGACCUUUUCUGGGGGCUGGAGUGAGAUGCUGGGAGGUGGAUGGACAUGGUGGAUGAACAUGUAAAGGACACAGCCACUCUGGGCUCUGCUUUAAAACAGAGAAGGAGGCAGCCCGAGAGGCUCCUCUGUCAGAAUCGAGACUUUUGACUGUGAACAUUGUAAUAUUUUUUGCUUAUUAUUGCCUCAUUUGGAACUGGAACUUUGAGGCAGUAAGAGGAGCAUAAAAAGCUUUAGGACAGGGGUUUGGGCUGCAGUUUAAAGGGGGACAGAAAGGAUACUGCCCCACUACCACCACCCCACCCCCUGUGAGCAGCAGUGCUUCAUGGAUGUAAUCAUUAUCAUCAGCAGGGAGGCCAAAGGAACUGAUUGAAAUUGAGUUCAACAGCCAAAUCAAGUCAACUGGCUUUAUAUCGACCCCCGGAUCCAAACCCCUGCUUUAGAAUGUGUGGUUUCCAUCUUAGUUUUUGUAUAUUUCUACAGUAUUUGUAAUAGUUGUAGUGUUGUUCUUGGCCACCUCUCGUUUUUAUCAUGGGUGUCUGAAAUAUUUUGAAAAUGGCCACCUAAACAUUCCCCCCUCCCCACAAUCUAGUUCAGGAAAGUUAUCGUAUAAUAAUAGCCUUGUUUCUACCCUCAACUGACCCGAGUCCAUUCCAUUCAGAAAAUCCCAACAACAAACCGCAAUUGCACAAAAGGAAGUAUGCAAAUUCGCUCUGUAAGCCGGUCCGCAAUACAGUAGCCAAUAAUCUCCAUCUUUCCACUCCAUUCCUCUAGAGAGGAAUCAGCCCCUUCAGUUUUACUUCAUCAUCUCAAAAAUCACAGAGUUGAAGUUAAAGCGGACUGAUGUUCAUCCAGGAAGAAUGUCAUUUUAUUGACUGCAGAGGAGACAAAACGGUGCCAGAUGCUUCAUCUGGACCUGUGAGGAAUGGCUUUGAUACCAUGCCUCACUUCAUAACUUCAUUCACAGCUGUGUGUGUGUGUGUGUGUGUGUGUGUGUGUGUGUGUGUUUGUGUGGAGCUACUGUUCACACUGAAUGUUAGCGAUGGUUAGUAAUAAUUCCUUUUAAAGCCUUAAUUCUAUAGCCUUAAUGCAUUUUUCUUUGUUGCUAUCUUUUCAUUUAAUAGCUGCGUUAGCCCAUAUCAAGAAAUCAAAAAACAAUAAUUUAUUCACCCAUUAUUAAGAAGAACAGAUUAUGUUACACAGUGUCACUGAUGGUUCUCAUCAGCUCUUCCUAUACUGGUGAAAUACUGCAUGUGAUGUAGGGACAUGAGAGUUUAAGGGGAGUUUGUUUGUAACUGUACAUAAUGGGACACAUUACAAUCAGAUCAGAGCAUGUUAGAGAGACAUAGCACUUUUUCUUUGGAGCCAGUGUUUUUUUUUUUUUUUUAGAAAGCCCACUGCAGGAUUCUUGGAGGGAUAAAGGCCCUAAUCAGGGAUUUGAUAGGCAUAUUAAGCACACGGAGAUGUUAAACCACUCAAGUGAACACGCUGUUGCGGCUAGAGGCUCCACACCAAUCUGAUCAGUGUGGGGAAGGGAUAGAAUCUGAGAAGCAUUACGAAACAAACUGAGGUUUCAUAGGAAAAAAAAAAAAAGGUUUUGGAUCAGAGUUCUCAAUCCAUUGCCAGUUUCUCAAUACAAAGAUCAUUCUGAUGCCAAAAUUGGUUGGAGAUCAAUUAAUAUUGAAGUGUUUUUAGUAACAGUAGAUUUGUGUCUGUUUGAAUCAUGACCAUGUGCUUUAAAAUGAAGAGGUGACUGUAAAAGCUUACGCAAUUUUUUUGUUCUUCUAUGUGUAAAAGAAAAAAAAAAGUAGUUUAAAUUAGUAGGACAGAAGAGUACCUUAUUUAUUUUUUCACAUAGCUUUAUUUAUUAAUACUAAACUAUAGUUUGAGAUUUUUUUUUUUUCUUUUUGAAAAAUGAACUUUUGGUAGCCAAAGCUGCUGUACAUUGUAGACCAUUUACCAUUUCUAUCUGCUAUAUUCUAUACAACCUUAUUUAUUUCACUGUUGCAGACCCUGUAAAUAUGUUUCCUAGAUGAUGAAAUGUAACAUUUACACUUAUUUUGAAAAAUAAAUGUGUGAACCAAA